Pyricularia grisea is the source of this 3472-nucleotide messenger RNA. RefSeq lists its product as uncharacterized. The coding region runs from base 227 to 1546 and encodes 439 amino acids. The transcript is spliced from 4 exons. NCBI's taxonomy places the organism in Eukaryota, Fungi, Ascomycota, Sordariomycetes, Magnaporthales, Pyriculariaceae. The record is from RefSeq and is a predicted model, not a curated record. Gene Ontology annotation, biological process: proteasome-mediated ubiquitin-dependent protein catabolic process. Gene Ontology annotation, molecular function: ATP binding; ATP hydrolysis activity; proteasome-activating activity. Gene Ontology annotation, cellular component: proteasome regulatory particle, base subcomplex.
CGACGUACUGUGCCUUAGGUGCCAUACCUUUGAGUCCACGAAACACCAUCCAAACAACAACCAAGACCGUCGCUUGCAAAUCAACCAGUAUUUGAAUUAAUCACAGCAAACUCACAACCGAGCAGCUUGUAUCGACCGUUAGAUUGUCAGAACGAGACGCAAACCCGAUUCCUGAUCGUCGCAUCAUUCCCACCAGAUCCCGGGAUUCUCAAUCCCCAACACAAUCAUGCCUUCCGCCACGGGUCAGAACUGGGAAAAGUACCAGAAGAACUUCGCAGAUGACGAGAUUGAGGAGAAGAAGAUCACACCUCUUUCCGAUGAAGAUAUCCAGGUUCUCAAGACAUACGGCGCUGCACCUUACGGCGCCGCUUUGAAGAAACUGGAACAACAAAUAAAAGAGAAGCAGCAGAGUGUUGACGAGAAGAUCGGUGUCAAGGAAUCGGACACAGGACUCGCGCCACCACAUCUCUGGGAUGUAGCUGCCGACCGACAACGGAUGUUGGAGGAGCAACCGCUUCAGGUAGCGCGGUGUACCAAGAUCAUCCAGGACGAAAAGGACGAGUCGAAGAGCAAAUAUGUCAUCAACGUUAAGCAGAUUGCCAAAUUCGUCGUGCAGCUUGGCGAGCGCGUUAGUCCGACGGAUAUCGAGGAAGGGAUGCGUGUUGGCGUGGACAGGAACAAAUACCAAAUCCUCCUGCCUUUGCCCCCGAAGAUCGAUGCCAGCGUUACCAUGAUGACCGUCGAAGAGAAGCCCGACGUAACCUACGGUGACGUCGGUGGUUGCAAGGAGCAAGUCGAGAAGCUUCGUGAGGUUGUCGAGAUGCCAUUGCUGUCACCAGAGCGAUUCGUCAACCUCGGCAUCGACCCGCCAAAGGGUGCGUUGCUCUACGGCCCUCCUGGAACAGGCAAGACGUUGUGCGCUCGGGCGGUUGCAAACAGGACAGAUGCCACGUUCAUCCGUGUCAUUGGAAGCGAGCUGGUGCAGAAGUACGUCGGCGAGGGUGCCCGUAUGGUUAGGGAGUUGUUCGAGAUGGCAAGGACGAAAAAGGCAUGCAUUAUCUUUUUCGACGAAAUCGACGCUGUUGGUGGAGCACGGUUUGACGACGGUGCCGGUGGUGACAACGAAGUUCAACGCACUAUGCUGGAGCUGAUUACCCAGCUUGAUGGUUUCGAUGCUCGCGGAAAUAUCAAGGUCAUGUUUGCAACCAACAGGCCUUCCACUCUCGACCCCGCUCUCAUGAGACCUGGACGUAUCGACCGCAAGAUCGAGUUUUCUCUGCCUGACCUCGAGGGGCGUGCCAACAUCCUCAGGAUUCACGCCAAGAGCAUGUCGGUCGAGCGUGACAUCCGCUGGGAGCUUAUAUCCCGCCUCUGCCCCAACGCCACAGGUGCCGAGCUCCGAAGCGUGUGUACAGAGGCCGGCAUGUUUGCCAUCAGGGCCAGGAGGAAGGUGGCAACGGAGAAGGACUUCCUCAGCGCGGUCGAGAAGGUCAUCAAGGGCAACCUCAAGUUCAACUCUACUGCCUCAUACAUGCAGUACAACUAAUCAUUCUGUUCUUGCAUUGCGUUGGGAAAGACGGCUUGCAUGAAGGCCUGCGGCAAACGGCGUCAGGCGCAUAGUUUUAGUCAGGAACCCAGGUACGCACUGGUUGUACUAGUAGUUAGACACACUUCCCCAGGUACCACGGUACUUGAUUUCAUGAAUCUUUAGAUGAGAUCUUAGGCGGGUGAAUGUGCGUGAUCUGCUAUAUACAUUAGGUUCUUAUGAACGAAGUUAUUCCGAGUCCUGAGUAUCCUGUGUUUGGUUCACCCGUCUCCCCCAUCCGGUCCAUAAUGUGACCUUCAAGUCAUCACCGGGACGCAACUUCGAUGCGAAAUCGAGCCCUGUCAUCCGGCGUGGACAUCAUCCAUUUCUCGUGCAUCACGUCUUGUAGCUUCGCGUUGGCGUAUCCUUUCCCGAAUUUCUUCCAUGUCCUGUAAUCCAUGGGAUCCAACCAGACAGCCAUAGCAAAUAUCCACAAAAAAUGUGAAGUUGAAGCCCGGUUGAGCCAGUCCCAUCCUUCUACCAGCCAAGCGAGCUUUGUCUGUCUUUCCCAUUGGCCCACAAGUCUCCAGUACUGAUCGAGGAUUUACGCUGGGUAGUAGCCUCGAGCGACCGUUGUCGAGUGAAGUACAAGUCGUGUUUGGGAAAAGGCUUUGCUACUGUGGGAUCAUGUGCGUCUCGAGACUAAGUAGUACUACAAAUCGACACAUAUCACCGCAGAAUGCGCUGUUUGCAGCAGAGCAAACUCCUCUGGCGUUGUCUUUAUACAAACGCAUCAACGUUGUAAACAUCCAAGACAAAUGACGUCUCCGUCUACGCCUUCCUCCACGCAACACCGACUGCAUACCAUCUGGCGGUGACCCCAGGUGCCUGGUCUUGGCCAAGUCCGAGAAGAUCCAUUGUCCUCGUUUCCUCCCAUGCAGUUGGCAGCCCCUCGUUCAUCGACGUCUUCCAUAGGCAUCGACGAUGGGUCGACGUGGUCGUGUUCCUCCCUAUCCCAGCCCAGGCACUCGCGUAUGCAAACAUAACAAGUCCGCAUGCCACAUCCCUCACAGUCGGCAAAAGAGUCCAGGUCCGAUUUCUUCGUGGGCCGUCUUUGACAGAUGUGGCAGGGCGCAAGAGUAGACGUAGCAGGCGCUGGUGCUGAAGUCGUUCUUGCCGGUGGAUAUGGCCGAGAGCUGUGGCUAGUUUGCUGGAGUGCUUCGUGAAAGGAUAUUGAAGAGAUAUGUGCUACUUUUGGCUGGCGGACUUGGGCAGCCGCUAUUAUCCGACGAUGUUGGUCUCGGCUUAAAUUGUGAUCCCCGUCUGCAGGUUCGCCGUCCAUACGAAGCCUCUUUGUAGCGGUCUGAAGUGGAACCAAUGUCUUUCUCGCAAACAAAGCAUUGUGGGUAUGUUCGUCUUGGUGCAGCAGCUGGCCGCUGCUCGUCAUGAGAAUGGCUCGGUCGGCGGCAUGAUAGUGGUGCUGUCGUGGCAAGGACGUAGUUGUAGUUAUCUUGUAUUGUACAGCUGAGUUGUAUGCAUGCCGAUUUUCUUCGGGCUCUGCGCUGUCGUCCUCCUCUCGCCUCCGCUUCUUCGAGGUGCAAACCAUCGGCUCUUGCUGCGUCACGGACGGCAUUGCAUCCAGGACGCUUAGUACCAGCUACUGCGGCAGGCUCUUGGUCGGGAUGGAUAUUGUGGGCAAUGCACGAUUGAUCGGUGGCUAUUGAGUGAAACCGUCUGAUAGUUUGCUGUGGGCAAAGGCCAGCAACCAAGAAUCUGUGCCUUGAAUUGUCCAGUCGUUCGUAUCAAAGGCGGAAAUGAAGUGAGCGUGAAGGAGCGAAUAGCUUCCCAAAGAAGAAGAGUAGGGAAGCCUUGUUAGGCGUUGUUGUUGUUGUUGAUGCAUGGAUUGUAGUAGGUGCCGGAAGGAACUUGGCCGGGUGCCGUUGCUAG